Molecule: messenger RNA, 426 nt
Organism: Haemonchus placei
Lineage: Eukaryota; Metazoa; Nematoda; Chromadorea; Rhabditida; Trichostrongylidae
Source: the annotation of a GenBank genome assembly
GUAGUGUUUGGAAGGAAUACUGGGCCGGCUAUCAGUUUAUGCCCAAUAUUCGAGCUGCGACGAUUUAUGUUGUUGCUAAUGCGAUGCUGCAGGGUAGAUGUCAUGCUAGAACGCCAUGUUUCGUAUUUACCUCGGAAACCGAAUUAUUAUGAGGUUCUUGGUGUGGAACGGAAUGCUACCGAAGCAGAAAUUAGGAGUGCAUUUGUGAAGAAGUCACAUGAGCUUCAUCCUGAUCGCAGAGCGAGAUCGCAAGACAGGCGUGUGGGAUGGAAACGAGGUUCUAACACAGAGUCAUUUAUGAAAGUCAAGGAGGCAUAUGACUGUUUGAGGAAACCGACCACCAGAGCGAACUACGACGAUAGUUUAAUUAGUAGUGCCGGCUUUCUUCAAGAGGUACAAGCAAAAAUCCUUGCAUGGUAUCAAUAG